UCAGAGGAAGCUAACAUAAGUGCCUUAGUGGAGUCAGAAUUGGUGGAAAUCAGCUGUCCUGUCCAUCCUUCAUCUGAGUCUGUAUACAACCAUGCCAUCCUACACAGUAACUGUGGCCACAGGGAGCCAGUGGUUUGCAGGGACUGAUGACUACGUUUAUAUCACCCUGGUGGGAACAGAGGGAUGCAGUGAAAGGACCCUGCUUGACAAAGCUCUGUACAACGACUUUGAAAGGGGGGCGGUGGACUCGUACGACGUGACGGUGGGGGAGAACCUGGGCGAGUUGGAACUGGUGAAGAUAGAGAAGAAGAAGUACUGGGUUCAGGAUGACUGGUAUUGUAAGUACAUCACAGUAAAGACCCCCUCUGGAGACUACAUAGAGUUCCCCUGUUUCCGCUGGCUGGUGGACGACAAGGAGGUGAUCCUCAGGGAUGGCAAAGCACGACUGCCGAAAGAUGAUAAGACCAGACAGGCGAAGCAGCACCGAAACAAAGAGCUGGAGAACAGACGGAAAACCUACAGAUGGCGGGAGUGGCAGCCUGGGUGGCCAAUGAGCAUUGACGCCAACGCUCACAAGGAGCUGCCCAGAGACAUUCAGUUUGACAGUGAGAAAGGAGUGGACUUUGUCCUCAACUACAGUAAGGCGAUAGAGAACCUGUGUGUGAACCAGUUCAUGCACAUGUUCCAGUCUUCCUGGAGUGACUUUGCUGAUUUUGAACGGAUCUUUGUCAGGAUUAAGAACACCAUCUCAGAGUAUGUGAUGGAGCAUUGGAAGGAGGACUUCAUGUUUGGCUACCAGUACCUGAACGGCUGUAACCCAGUGAUGAUCCAGAAGUGCACCAAGCUGCCGGAGAAGUUCCCUGUUACACACAGCAUGGUGGCAGACUGUCUGGAGAGGGACCUGACACUGGAGGAAGAGAUAGCGGCUGGCAACAUCUACAUAGUGGACUAUGAGCUGAUGGAGGACAUCAGUCCCAACAGUACAGACCCAUGCACUUCACAGUACCUGGCUGCUCCCAUCUGUUUGCUCUACAACAACAGCCAGAACAAGGUCCUGCCUCUGGCCAUACAGCUGAGUCAGACCCCGGGGAAGGACAGCCCCAUCUUCCUGCCCAGUGAUGAUCAGUAUGACUGGAUGCUGGCUAAGAUCUGGGUUCGCUCCUCUGAUUUCCACAUCCACCAGACAAUAACACACCUGCUGAGGACUCACCUGAUCUCUGAGGUGUUUGGAGUGGCCAUGUUCAGACAGCUGCCUGCGGUCCACCCCAUAUUUAAGUUGCUCCUUCCUCAUAUUCGUUUCACCAUCGCCAUCAACACCAAGGCCAGGGAGCAGCUCAUUUGUGAGUUCGGCAUCUUCGAUAAGGCCAAUGGCACUGGAGGUGGAGGUCAUGUGGAAAUGAUCCAGAAGGCUAUGAAGACUAUGACCUUCAGGUCUCUGUGCUUCCCUGACUCCAUCAAGGCCCGCGGGGUGGAGAGCUGUGAGGACUUACCCUACUACUACUACAGAGAUGACGGGAACAAGGUCUGGGAGGCCGUCAAGAGUUUUGUGUGGGACGUGGUGUGUAUCUACUACAACAGUGAUGACACAGUCCAGACGGAUGAGGAAAUCCAGGCUUUUGUUAAAGACGUCUGCAGCUUUGGGAUGCAGGACCUUGACUGCUGUGAGUUUCCCAAGUCCCUAAAGACACGUGAAGAGCUUACUGAGUACCUGACUGUUGUCAUCUUCACUGCUUCUGCACACCAUGCUGCCGUCAACUUUGGACAGUAUGACUGGUGCUCGUGGAUCCCCAACGCGCCCCCCACCAUGCGUAAACCCCCUCCCACAAAGAAGGGGGUGGUGGAUGUCAAGUUCAUCAUCGAGAGCCUCCCAGACCGUGGCAGGUCCUGCUGGCAUCUGGGCGCUGUCUGGGCUCUGAGUCAGUUCCAGGAGAAUGAGCUGUUCCUGGGGAUGUACCCUGAUGAGCACUUCAUAGAGAAGCCUGUGAAGGAGGCCAUGGAGUCGUUCAGGAAGAGACUGGCAGAAAUCUCCAGGGUCAUCAACACCCGCAAUGAAGGCAAGAAACUUCCGUACUACUACUUCUCUCCAGACCGGAUACCUAACAGUGUGGCUGUCUGACAGAGGAAGGGAGUGGGGACAGAGGGAUGGGGCCGGAGGGGGAGAGAAGGAGAGGAAGAGGGUAUGGGAGGAGG
Molecule: messenger RNA, 2190 nt
Organism: Esox lucius (northern pike)
Lineage: Eukaryota; Metazoa; Chordata; Actinopteri; Esociformes; Esocidae
Gene: alox5a
Product: arachidonate 5-lipoxygenase a
Exons: 14
Coding region: 92-2116 (674 amino acids)
Biological process (GO): lipid oxidation; linoleic acid metabolic process
Cellular component (GO): nuclear envelope
Molecular function (GO): iron ion binding; arachidonate 5-lipoxygenase activity; protein binding
Source: RefSeq, a predicted model, not a curated record